This is a messenger RNA of Mobula hypostoma (lesser devil ray), 11296 nucleotides long. It is a transcript of the gene rbm33a, whose product is annotated as RNA binding motif protein 33a. NCBI's taxonomy places the organism in Eukaryota, Metazoa, Chordata, Chondrichthyes, Myliobatiformes, Myliobatidae. The transcript has 21 exons. Gene Ontology annotation, molecular function: RNA binding. Bases 191 to 3862 code for a protein of 1223 amino acids. The record is from RefSeq and is a predicted model, not a curated record.
GACGGCGCAAAUCCGCCAUGUUGUGAUUUUCUCUCUGGAGAGAGACGUACCGGCGGGGGGGGGGAAAUAUUGAAAAAAAGAACGAACAUAUCAGUCCUGGCUUUCCUCUCGCUUGCUGACUUGGUGAAGCACGGAUUCUGGUUAAUGCAUCACCGAGGGUAAAUAGAAGAACAACGACGGUCCCCUCACGAUGGCCUCCAAUGCACAAGAAGAUGAAUUUGACCAAGUUGAUAAACCAGGUUCUGAAAGAUUUCGGAGGAGACGACCAGCCAAUGAAGAAUGGGACAGACUGAAUGCCUUCUAUGCACGGAUUAACACAAUGGAUGAUGUAACAUCAAGGAACUCUCCCUCUCCCACUGAGGAACAGCACCCUGUCUGGCUGCAGCCGAGUGAUCUUGAAGAUGAUUUGCUCAGUGAUGACUGGGGGUUGAGCAAAAAGAAUCUGUCUGACCCGUCUGAUGAAGAGCUUGAUGAUAACCUUUUGCAGAGUGAUGAAGAAGGAAAUGAAAGUUACCAAGGUGUAUCGGUCGACAUCAAUGCUUCGACAUCUUAUACGGGUACAUCCUUAGAAUUGUCUAAGAGUAUUGGUGACAAAUCUGCUGAAGAUAUAUUGCAUUAUGCAGAUCAAGAUGCAGAUGAUGAAAGUGCAGCCCUGGAAGCUGUAGACGAUGCUCAAGAAGAGAUGGCAGACUAUACUCAGGAAGAAUAUGUUGAAGAUUUACAAUAUGAAAGCAACGACACUCACCUAGGAGACGACCAAAUGGAUUACCCGGUAGAACAGGGCGAAGAAGAGAUGUACAAUGAUGAAGUGUUAGACCUUGAAAUCAAUGACCCUCUAGAUGAUGAAUUUCAAGAUGAAGAAUAUUCACAGUUGUAUGUCGCAAACCAAGAUAUGCCGGAACAGCUUCAAACUCAGGGUAAUGAUGAAUAUGAGGAAGCAGUGACCACAGAAGUACAAGAGCAUGCUACAGAAACAGUGAAUGAACCUGAAGAGAUGGUGAAGCUAAUACAGGAAGUGGAAGAAAAGAAGGAUGUUUCUGAUGAUGAAGAUGAUGAGGAUGAGGAAUCUGGGCGAAUUCGUUUUAAAACUGAACGGAAAGAAGGAACAGUCAUUCGGUUAACAGAUGCGGCUAGAAAAAGGAGAAACAUUCCGGACACCUUGGAACUUUCUGAUGAGGCUAAGGCUGCAUUACGUGAAUUUGAGGAGACAGAACGCCAGCGGAAACAAGGAAAAAGAGGGCGAAGAGGGCGUUCAGGUAACCUUGGUUUUGGCGACCCUAGGAAAGAUGGUGGAAGGAAGAAAGACCAGCGCCUACCUUUGAUGCCAGUGCCUCCAUCACUGCCGAAUCCUCGUGCUCCUGUAAAUUCCCCAGAUCAUCAGUCUGGUAGAGGUAAUUUUCAGCAGCGACAACAGCCACCGCCUCUCCUGGUACCUCAAAGACAUCCUUCUGCAUCUCAAUUAUCCAUUUGCCCUCCGCAGCAACCAGAGCAGCAGCAUCCACAGCAGAAAGACCAACCGCAGAAUUCAGAAGCUGCUCCUAUCAGUUUGAAUGAAGCAGUAAUCCCAGCCCAGCAACCAAAGAACAUUCAUAUAAACCCUCAUUUCCGAGGCCCAGUGGUUACUCCUGUCCAAGUGCCCUUGAUGCCUACGCCAAACCAGCCGAGGCCUGCUGUGGGCCCCCAGAGAUUCCUGAAUCCGCCAGAAUUUCAGCCACCUAUUCCAGUCCCUGCUAACUUUAAUCAGCCACCCAGGCAACCUCUUCAGGAGCCAUGGAGAGGGCCACACCCACAGGAGAGAGAGCCCUUUUUCAUUGGUGAUUCAAGAUUCCAAGGACAGCAUAUGUUUGAACAGCGGAGUCCUCCUCCCCCACUUAUGAACAAUCAUGCAAUGUCUUUACAACCUCCCAUGGUGUACAGCCAUCCAAACCCAGGUUUCAACCAGCAGGCACAACAUCAUAUGUUUCCCAGGGAAGCUUCACUGAGAAAUAAUCUUCAGCCCCAAGGUCAUAUGGGAAUGCCUCCCUUUAACCAACCUGGUCCGUUAGCACCAAGACCAUUCAUUCCUCCAAGACAGCAAUUUCCACAAGCACCUGGACAGCCAUUUCCACCAUCUCCCCACAUUCAGCAAAAUUUACAGCCUCCCAUGCAGUUGCAGCCAUUGCCACAACACCAGAAUAGUUGUUCUCCCCAGCCGAUCAUUCCCAAUGCUCCACACCAGUUUAGGCCGCACUUACAGAUUCUUAACACAUCUGUAAAUGACAAGCGACCUCAACGCCCACAACGGCAGAAUAUAAUGAAGCUUCGACAUUUUUCCUCGACUUGGAUCAACUUCACCAGCCCCAUGAAUAAUUUUGGAAACAUGUUCUUGUUGGAAAAGAAUAUGCCUGGUAUGCAAAACAUGAAUAAGCUUCCAAAUCAAUUCCAGGCCUCUCCUCAACGGAACAGCAACCUCCGCGAAUUGCCUAUUGCCCCUCAUAAUAGUACUCCGAAACAUCAGCGUCCUAUGUCAGCCCCUGCUGCUCAAGCUACAACUGUUUCAUGGACAAAAUCUACUGUCUCAACUACAAAUGCAACUCGAAUGAAACAGACUGCUCAAAGUGCAUCUACUGCUCAGGCUGCAUCAGGAGACAGAGCGCAACAGAAGGUCUUGCAGCAAAAAAACAAGAAGCAAAAACCAGUAUCAAAUGAUCCUACAGUGGGAGAGUCUGUAGAUGAAGAUGAGGAAACAAGGGUGUAUCGCUUAAAAAUUGAAGAACAGAAAAGACUUAGAGAAGAAAUACUGAGACAGAAGGAACUCCGGCGGCAGCAGCAAGCUGGUGCCCGUAAAAAGGAACUUCUUGAAAGACUUGCACAGCAACAGCAGCAGCAGCCACUUGCAGCCCAACAACAGUCGCAACAACAGCUAGUAAAUACACAGCAGGCUGCCCAGAAUAUUAACCCAGCUGCACUACAGGCUGUAAAUCAAUCACAGCCAAAUAUAAAGAAUAGACUGUUCACAAAGAAACAGUUUACAGGAGUACAGCACCAAGCCUAUAGAACUCAACAGUCUGGAAAUAUUCUGCAAGUUCAGACGGAAAUGAGAAAAAACGGCAACCAAAUCAAACAGGUCAGACCUGCACCUUUAAAUCAACAACAGUUUUCCAGACUGGCCCAGUCUAAGCCCGCUGGUGCAUCAGGACCCAAUUUGCAAUCUGGGAAGAUGCUUAUUCCUGCACUCAAGUCCCAAGAAUUAAAACCUGGUUUUAAACGGACAGUAAUGCAAAGAAUGAACAGUGGAGGAGGGGAUGGCCCUCACAAUAAUCCCAAAGUAAGGGUACUCAAGCUACCAACAAUGCAGGGGAGCGAGAACACUGGCUUCUCUCAUCUUGAGGUCCAGCCUCAGCGGCAGCACCAGCAGCAACUCCAGAAACAACAGACCGUUCGGAAGGUCACAUUGACAAAAGGAGCGCAACAGCAAAGACCACAGCAACAGCGGCAGCAAUCUGUACCACAGUUGUUAGGAAUGGCAAAAAAUAUAUCCAGUCAACAGAACAGGGUCAUUAUGCAGGGGCGCGGCAUAGCAUUACCAGGCCAGAUGGGCCGAGGACGCAUGAUGCAACAUAAACAGAAUUUGCGAGUGGUGGAAUGCAGACCUCAACCAUGUGUGGUGUCAGUUGAAGGGCUUUCUUCUUCAACCACUGAAAUCCAGUUGAAAAACCUGCUGAUGUCAGUUGGACCUAUUCAAGACUUCAAGAUGAUGCGAGAGCAACGAAAAGCCAUUGCAAAAUUCAAGGAACCAGCGCAUGCUUCAGCCUUUCAGCAGAAAUUUCACAGGCACAUGAUAGACCUCUCCCAUAUUAAUGUGGCACUGAUGGAUGAAUGAUUACUCUUUGAAUGGAAGUAUAGCUACGUACGAGUGCAGAAGGUCAGAUCAAGUCCAGUGAAGGUGUGAUAUGGCAGAGCUACCAUACAGCGAUCAAUUUCUAGCCAGUGUAAGCUGUCAAGUUGGUGAAACCAAAGGAGUUGACCCAAGUCCAUUGUGGGUUGAAGUAUGUAAUGGCACUGAAGAAGACUGUUUGUACUCUUUUUUUCUCCAUAUUUGUUUCUUGUCAACAAAUGGAACAAAAUCUUGGCAAAACCACCUAUGUGGAUUGAAAAUACCACAAAGAAUGACUUAUCUGUGAACAGUGACUGAAGUAGGCACUGUAGAAGUAGUUUGGCUGCUUAUAUAAUAGAAGACUUUUAUGGUGAAUAACACUAGAUAAUGGUUGCUGCAGACUUCUUUCCUUGCAGGGUUAGAUUUGUGUGAGAUACAUACCCCUUUUUAAACUAUAUUGUACCAAUGUCAUGUCUCACUUCCAAAUAAUGCAUCAUUAUGUCCAUCUAAGUAAGAAUUAGUUGGAAAGAAAGCUAAGUUGAACUGCAUGCUGCUGAGUUUGAGUUGUAAAUUCACAUUAAUCCAUUCUUUUAGACCUCCUGAUAUGGGUUUAGACAUAUAAUGCUAAACAGAAAGUUCAAGGGAAUACAUUUGACGGCUUGCCUGUUAGUUGUUAGUUUUAUUUUUGUUUCAUAGUAAAUCUGCUUAUUGGAAAAUUUAUAAUUAUGAACAAUGUGUUUAAUCAGAAGAAACGUACAUUGUUAAUGUUUUCAAAAGAUAACUUGAAGGAAAGUUGGUCAGAUAUUUAACUGACUACCUUAAAAUAUUUACCUAUCCUUUCUGUUCAGAAGUGAAUGAAAGAUCAGAUGUGUAGAUUUAUAACCCAUUACGGCAAAAUAAUUUUGAAAGAUAUAACCUUUGUAAAAUAUCCAACAUACUUGAUAUUCAACUUUUGAAACAUAGUUGUUCAUUUUCUUUAGUGGUAGAAGACUGCAAAAUAGUUUACUAUUACAAAUACAGAUCAAAGAUGGAUGCUUUUGGGUAGUUCAUCAGGGCUACUGGGGCAGUAACAGAAUGAAUGCUAAUACGUUCCUAUAGAUUGAUCUAUAGUUGGUACUUCUCCAUAUUAUCGACCAUGAAAUUAGGAUGGUUUCAAGGUUUUGUUGAAGCAUUUUAAAUAUUUUCAUCCACAGUUGUACAUUUAGCAUAUAUAUCACUACGAUGUCUCGUACCUGAUGUAAAGCUUUUUAUUAUUUGCUUUGGGAUUAUAAACAGACCAAGUGCUUACUGAAGUAGAUGCACAUUGAACUGGAGAACCGGGUUUUCAUUCCACUGCACCACUCAUUUAUUCAUACUAUAAUGUAUCUGCUAAAUUAUUAUCACCUGUAGAAAGAUAUGUUUCGCAGCCACAGGCAGUGACAGUUGGCUUGCUCAGUUUUCUCACCUUGGAUUGCUGGUGAAAUUAGUCAUUCGCAAGCCUUCCAAAACAGAUGGGAUUAUACUUUUGUCAGUGACAUUGCAAACUGAAGAACUUAAGAAACAGUUGUUAUUGCAUGAUAUCUUGGGAUGGAGAUAAAAAUUGUUUUAGGUAUUGUUUUAGUAUGUGCUCUAAGGUCUUCAGCAAAAUAUUUUUAUUGGAUAUCUUUAAAAACAGAAUUGAUCUUAUUCAGACAAUUGAGAGUUGUUUAGGUAUUUAACUUGAUACAUCACUUCUCAGUCAUUCUUGCAGAAGUAAAUUUUGUGCAAUCGAAACAGCUUUUGUUUGACAUGGUCGACAUUCAGUUUAAUAUUUAACUUAAGUGCAGCUGGAGAAAUUGUUUCUACGGAUUUGUUGAUCAGAGAAACUUGGAUGUUUAACCUGUUUUGUGAUAGGACAAAGUAUGUAUGUGUUUGUGGAUCCAAGAUAGUAAUAUAACAUUUGAGAGAGCUUGCCCAGCAAAGUCCCAUUUAAUGAAGUUAUCUAACAGUUAUAGGGGAAAUAAGAGCAAAGAAUCCAGAUUUGUCAGAUCUUGCUGUUUUUUGAGGUUUUAUUAUUAGCAUGAAAUGGAUGGGUUUUCAGUUGCAUAUUUUGUUUAUGCUGAUAUAUGACUGUAAACACUGUAGAUUUAUCACAGAAGGUUUAUCAUAAACCUACAAAAACAGUGCAAGGGCAGGAGGUGAGGUUGUCAUCCCAGGAAUGUACUGAGCUUAUGCAAGUCUUUUUUUUGGAUUGGUUGGUCAAUCCUGAAGUAGUGCGAAGAUUGAAAGUAUCAUGAGGGUUUUCAUCUUAGUUUUUUAGACCCACCAUAAGCUUCUGUUUGAGGAAGUAGAAUCUUGUUACAUGCAACUUGGUGGAUGCAUUUAACAAAACCCAGACAGAAUGGAUCUGUCUCUGCUAGUUCUUUCAAUAUGAGGAACUAUUUGUUGUAUCAUGAUCAGAUGUAGAUGGAAUGAAAUAUAUUACAGAUGGUAAGAGUCUUUGGUCUUUAUUUAUUGCAGUUUAUUUUUUUGUAUUGCAUCACCCAUAAAUUGAGUUGCCAUUUGGUUCUCUUAGAUGUUGCACUUGCAUAUAACAUCUUAGCUUUGGAAAACUAAAUGGGUUACAACUCAUCCACAAAUAUAAAAUAUAUAUUGUGUGUAUAAUAUAUAUACACAUGAAGUAAAGUGUAACUUUUAAUAUUGAAACAACUACUUUCAGUGCUGUAGCUUUAGAGGAAGGAAUGUAUAUGGCCAUUUGUUAAUAGUAUUGGGAUAGUUGCCAGAGGGGAAAUAAUGUGGGAUAAGACAUGACACACUAAGGACAUAAGUGCAGUAUAAAUAUAGGUGUUUAGAGGAAGAUUUGCUGCAACCAUCAUCAGAGUUGUUCACUGCACAUUGGUGGAUUUCACUUGUAGUGUAAAGAUGCAUUUGUAUAGCAGCAUGUAAGUAGAGCAAAAUGCUUUCAAGUCAUCGUCCGUGGUGUUCCAUCUACUUUUUAGACGUUUUGCAUUAGCUAAUACUUUCUGAAGUUGCCUGUGUUUUUUUUCAAUGUAUUCGGAAGUUUAUUGGAUGCAAUGAUUAUUGAACUGAACAAGACAUUCUGUGUAUUAAUACAUUUUUAUAAAGAUCACAGUUCUUCCAUAUGUACUUUCUCCUGUUUAUUUGCAUGAUUCUUUUCACUCAGAGGUGAUAUUUUAUAAACUCCUCAGUGUGUAUGUGGAGCCAAAUUUUUUUUUUGGGGUGUUGCUGUAUUGUUCCAUAUGUAGUAAAAUGUUUCUUGAGUUUGUGGGGUUGAGUUUUAAAAUAGUAUAAUUUGAAUCUGACUCAAUAACUUUAUUUUCUGGAUGUUUAUGGAAAUCUUGUUAGCAGGAGGUAGCUUCUAAAUGAGAUGCUCCAAACAUUGACACAAAUGAAGUUGUACUUCGUGCAACUGUGAUUCAGGGCCAUGGUUUAAAGGGUUAUAGAAGAAAAGUACAUAAUCGUCCACCUUUAAAUCUCCUACAUGCAGUAUUCUUAAAAUUAGUACCUACCUUUGAGGUGCAAGGAAAACUUGCAUUUUACAAAGGUGGAGCAGUAAUUUUUCUAGUGUGUUUCAGGAAACAUUGAGUCAUAUUGCGUGUUUGCUGACAGGGACUGUACUUUGAUGGUGCAAACCACAUCGCUAAUUUUAAGAAGCGGAUUGCAGCCCCUGCUCGAUUUGGAUAACCAUUACGUGAUGAUUCCUGAAGCAUCCUAGUUGAUUUUUUCACUGCUGGAAAUGUGAACACAUCUGUAUGAGAGCUUGUGAAAAAGUUUUGAAAUACUGUAUGUAGAAGUUGUGUUUUAAACACUUUUUAAAAAGCAUUCUUUCCACCCCACGCCCCUCAAAGAUAGUGUUUUAGUUGUAUUGUUUCUGGUCAACACUAGAUAGCUACAAUUUAACAGUUGUGAAAGGUACAUUUUCUCUUUUAAUAUUUUAUAUAUUUAUUCAUUUAACUGCAUUCUGUUGACUUGCAUUUAGAUAUGCAUUAUUAACAUAUUGUAAUAUUUUUGACCUGAAUUAUAGACAAAAUAUUUUAAUAAAUCACUACCCCAUCCCAAACUCAGAUGCAAAUAACUUGAAAGCGUAGACAAUUGUCAAUUAUAUGAUUAUUUAAAUAUUUUACUUAAAAGAAUGUGGAAUACCCUUCAUUUGUUCAUUUUCAAUAUUGAAGUGCUUAAAUGUAGAAUUAUAAGGAUAGAGAUAUAGUUGUGUGAUCGCCUGUAAUGUAUUUGUCUGUCAGUGACAAAUGUAUUAGCCUUCUGUUUGGAUCGUUUAGAUUUGAAUAUCCUGCCACAAGGUUAGAGUUAAUACAUAGCUGUGUGGAUAUUUCAAAUCCAGCCCUUAUUCUCUGCUAGUUUUGUAAUAUUUAUCCUGCUGUAGCUUUUGCAUUUUAGUGUAGCAUUGUUCAAGUUUAUUGUCAUGCUUUGCUUACUGUGUGGCGUUGCUUUGUUUGCUUUGAAUUUGGCUUCACUUACUCACUCAGUGGAUUACUAAGAAUUUUUCAAGAAUAUUUGUUGUGCUUUUCCUUACACGUGUAGAGAAGUUCAAUUAAUUUAUAUAUAAGGUAGAAUAAUCAAGAAUUCAUCAAUCAUGGCACAAAAGUUCAAUGUUUAUUGAGCUGUUUUACUACCUUGUUGUUCAAGCUGUAUUUAACAUUAUUCAACGAGUUAGAUACUGUGGUUUUCCCCAUCUUUACACCUAUAGCUUCAGUGCGUUAGAAAUAACCAUCAUUUUCCUUGCAACCAUUCGUGAUCGCUUAUUGACAUUGUUUUCUGUCCAUUAUUUAUAACUGGCUUCUUUAAAUCAGUUGAAUAUUAUUAUUCUUUUACUUUUUCUUUUUAUAUAAAGUCAGAGUUUAAAAUAGCUGCAUUUAUGCAGUGUUAAUUGUAAGGACUAAGUGCUGAAACAUGUUCUUUCCCAAUAUUUCAAGAAAGUUUUUUAAGAAACGGAACAUAAUGGGUUUGCAUAAAAGUACUUUUAUUUUUUUUAUUUUAAAUUGGUUACUGGAAUAGUAGGAUAUCCAUGGGUAUUCAGCUGUUCAGCGUUCCCACGAUUUUAUGUGGUUAGAAUCUUAUGAAUCCAACGGAUUUCAUGUAAGAUUUGUUUUGUAACUUCUGACUAGGUUGGUAUUGGUAAUUGAGACCAUUACAUGCAAAUGUUAAAUGAACAAGCUGAUUCACAUUGAAUCUAAGUUGUAGCUUUUACUAGAGCUCUUUAUAGAACAGUUGGGAAGGAUCAGUAUCUGAAUGUUGUAACAUCAACUUUUCCACUGUUUCAUCCCUGCAUCUCUUGGCCCGGGCUUUCCACAAAAGAAUGAAUUGUGAACAACACUCUGUAUUUAAACGUAUAAACUACAAUUUGCCCCUGCUAAACAGCUGUAUAUUAACUGUGUUUAGUUCUGCUUUAGACUAUAUAUAAAUGUAACCGUUUAAUGCUGCAGUGUUCGAGUAUAAAAGUAUUCAGCAUGGUAAGAUGCUGAAAAGUAAAUUUCCUUAAUACUUGAGGAUAAUUGUAUUUACAAAGAAAUGUUUUGUUGCAUUGAGUCCAUGUUUCUUUUCAAAUGUGCAAAAAUGAUGCAAGAAAGAUUGUAAUAUAUUUUGAAUGUGUUUCCUUUCUGGCAUUCUCCUAGCAUUUAGAUCCUAUUUUUAUUAAUAUCCAAGAAAAAGCACUCAAAAAUUCAUAGCCUGAGAAAGUAUAUUUUAAUCUGCUGCUUUGCAUAUUCCAUUUGCAUCUUAAGUAAGAGCCAUGUUAUUUUCCUUUCCAACCAUACAUUAUUUGAUGUCUUCAGUUAAAGUAAUUUGAUAAACAGAGCCCUGCAUUACCUUAUAGCCAUUAUGAACUAUUGGUCACCUUAAUGAUGUCUCGACACUGGACAGAGUUGACCUUAACAUUUAUAUAAUAACUUUAUUUGUUAUUCACCAAGCAUGCUGUACAAGAAAGUAAAAUUCAUCAGUGUUGAAGUAACAGUGAUUUCUUACCAUCCUUGAAAUGCUAAGAGCCACCUAUUAUUUAUGCAGUUUCCCCUCAUUCACUUUGUUUUUCUUCCCUGCUGAGUGUCUUGCAUAAUACUUAAGAGCUUUUAUCUUAAACUAUAAGGUGUCCCCAGCGUGUUUUUCUCCAAGCCUGGGCUGAGGGUUGGCAGGGAAACGGAUGCUGCCUGCACCGGGUCUGUGUUUCAAUGACUGACACAUUAAAUAUUAUUCACAGAUGUGUUUUUUUUUGUAGGGAACUGAGAAGUAGCAGUUGGUGUCAGGGAUGAAGCUUCUAACAGAUUUACGUCCUUACAGAUGCAGUAUUCUGAUCCAGUAUAUUUGGUUGGAUCCCUUUUUUCCUCCUAAAAUAACUUCUGUUUAAUCCACAGAGAAUUCCAUGCUUUAUUUCAAAACUUUUUUUUAAGAAACUUAUGUGGCUAUCUCUAUGGCGCUUUGUAUUUUAAAUUGUUGUAUUUUCUGGAAAUGCUGUCAUGGUUAUUUUCCACACUUAGUACUGUGUAUUGUGGUAUGUGCCUUUUCUAGUUUACAGUGUAGACAUUCACAUGACUGUAAACUGUAAUUGUUAAGUGAUUGCCACAAUUGUAUGAUGUCAUUAAGCAAUGUUUAAAUUUCUUUUUGAGAUUGUAAUUUUUAACAUAUGGCAAAUUGACUUGCAUAGGUAAUCAUAUUUUCAUGGUGUAAGUUUUAGUCUGAGGGGUUUGAUAGAAAUUUAUCUUUUAUUAAAUUUUGAAAUGUUUUGCAUGAAUGCCAUACAGUAAAGUAGAUGAUACUUCAAGAGCAUGGGCGUCAAUUAAAUAACUUCGAUUUUUGUUUUCUGAUGGUGACAGAGGUUCAUUCUAUCAUUCAGGAUUUGCUAAUACCUGUAUUUAUGACAAAUAUACUUAUUUGCUAAUUAGUUUUUCUUGCAGGUGGAGUGUGGAGGAGAUAACCUGGCACUUUGCAAGCUUGUUAAAUGUAUGUUGAAAUUAUCCUAAUGUAUGACACUAACUUGCUGUUUUUCUUACAGUUUAAGCCCACAGGAGGAAUGUAGAGGGAUUGCCUUUCACUUGAAUUGGCCACUAUUCUGUGGUAGAAACGAUUAUAUGGUUAGCAGUUCGGCACCUGAAAACUGUACUUGGUUAACUUAAAAGGGUUGUUGUAUUCCAAGUUGUAUCUGUCACUGAAGUUGAUCCUUCCUAACCUGAAUUUACAGUUGAGGUUUAAAUAGAUGCUCUUUGGGAGUUACAGUAGCAUUAACAUUACAAUGGAGUACUCAUUCUCAGGGUUUCUAAAUACUGAUGGAGGAUUUGGAAUUGCUUCAUGCUCCAAAUAUUACUGUGUAACAUUUUAUUAAAUGCAUUAAUCUGUCCAAAUAGCUAAUGUGUGAAUCUUUAUUUUUAAUUAUUUAUGGUGUGCAUAAGAUUUUUAUUUGUAAUAUUGACCAUUUUAAAAUAAAGAAUUUUAAUAUAAAAAUUCUUUGUAUUGAAC